UGCGAAAGACUGCGCAUGUCUCGAAGUCUUUACCUGCUUUCGGACUGAGCUUCACAUGGUCUCAAGUGAUCGCCAGCCUUCCCUCACUGCGAAGUAACCAGAGCGUGUGCCUGAGGAGAGGGCGGCCUGCCUUCCCGAGGAGCAGCGGGAACACAGACAUACAGAGAAGGCACUGCCAGCCAGUGCCACAGACCUUGGGGCACCUGCCUCCGGGGCUGCGCGUCUAUGACUGCUGCAGGGAACUCUCACUUUUGGAGAACGCAAUUUGUCAUGACUGCGAUCUGGUACACUAAGUGAGUUCAAAGAAAGAAGCAAAGUUGCAGCGGAAGUUUUGGUGACUGCAGACAACAGUGUGUUGCUGUUUUUGGAGCUAAAGGUUGAGGCUGUUACUGCGACUGUUAGUGAUUCCUCUCUCUCCUAUUUCACCACCUCGGAACCCCAGCCCUCCUGGGGUGGUUUGUCGCGAUGUCUAAACCCGCGGAUCACGUUAAGCGGCCCAUGAACGCUUUCAUGGUGUGGUCCCGGGCACAGAGGAGGAAGAUGGCCCAGGAAAACCCCAAGAUGCAUAACUCGGAGAUAAGCAAGCGGCUGGGAGCUGAGUGGAAGCUGUUAAGCGAGUCCGAGAAGCGACCUUUCAUUGACGAGGCCAAGCGGCUGCGGGCGCUGCACAUGAAGGAGCACCCGGAUUAUAAAUACCGACCCCGCCGCAAACCCAAGACCCUGCUCAAGAAGGACAAGUUCGCCUUCCCCCUGCCUUACCUAGCCGAUCAGGACGGCCUAAAGGCGGCGGCAGCGGGGCUGCCGGAUUCCCUGCUGGGCUCGGCCGACAAAGCCCGGCUGCUGUUCCCGCACCCCGCCAGCCCGUACCCGCUUUUCGAUGCCAGCCCGUUGGGCUCCAAGCUCAGCGAGCUGUCCUCAGGCUCUCUGCCGUACGGAUCGCCGCUGGCUUACCAAAGCGGGGCGGCUGCGGCUGCGGCUGCGGCGGCCGCCUUCAGCGGAGCUCACACUCACAGUCACCCGUCUCCCGGGAACCCCAGCUACAUUCUGCCGUGUAACUGCAGCACCUGGCCGCCCUCAACCCUGCAGCCGCCCCUGGCUUACAUCCUCCUGCCCGGCAUGGGCAAACCCACGAUAGAACCGUAUCCUGCCGCUUAUGCAGCUGCCUUAUGACGACAGUCUCAACAAACGACAAAGUUUUCUUUAAUUCAAAAACAGGAUCGCACUCGUUGCUUACUCAACCCAGAACAUCCCCUACCACCCCCAAUUCCCCCCCCCCCCCACCUCCCCCC
Molecule: messenger RNA, 1289 nt
Organism: Chiloscyllium plagiosum (whitespotted bambooshark)
Lineage: Eukaryota; Metazoa; Chordata; Chondrichthyes; Orectolobiformes; Hemiscylliidae
Source: RefSeq, a predicted model, not a curated record